GCUGGAGGAGCAGGAGGAGCAGGAGGAGCAGCCGGAGGACUGUAGAGAAGUUCCGCGCUCGGAGAUCGGCGGUGUGAGAGACAGACAGCGGUCAGACUGGACAGACUGGACAGUGGAGAUGUCCAUGCAAAUGAGUAACUCUGAGGGGGCGGUAAAAGUGGCUGAAUGGCAGCACACAUAUUACUCCUCGGACUCCGGCAUCCAAUCAGGAGCCACCACAGUACGAGAGGAGGACGAGACUGAGAGCAACAAGAAGUUCCCCACAGAGAACACCACAGAUUUGGAUGGUCAGUACAGUCUGACCCGUGCCCAACGCGUCAGAGCAGCAAUGUUCCCGGAGACACUGGUGGAGGGAGAGUCAACGCUGCCCACUCAGACUGACCCUGAUCAGCAGACCAACGUCCAGAGACUGGCCGAACCAUCUCAACUCCUAAAGACUGCCAUCGUCCACCUCAUCAAUUACCAGGACGAUGCGGAACUGGCCACUCGCGCCGUGCCUGAGCUGACCAAACUGCUGGCUGAUGAGGACCAGGUGGUGGUGAACAAGGCGGCGCUGAUUGUGAACCAGCUGACGCGGAAGGAGGCCUCGCGGCGUGUGCUGAUGCAGUCUCCCCAGAUGGUGGCGGCAGUGGUCAGAGCCCUGCAGGCCGGAGACUUGGAGACCUCCCGCUGCGCUGCCAGCGUCCUGCACAGCCUCUCCCACCAGAGGGAGGGGCUCCUCGCCAUCUUCAAGUCCGGAGGAAUCCCCGCUCUCGUACGCAUGCUCAGCUCCCCGAUGGAGUCGGUGCUUUUCUACUCCAUCACCACUCUGCACAACCUGCUGCUGCACCAGGAGGGGGCGAAGAUGGCGGUGCGUUUGGCUGACGGUCUGCAGAGGAUGGUCCCCCUGCUGAAGAAGACCAACCCCAAAUUCCUCGCUAUCACCACCGACUGCCUGCAGCUGCUGUCCUAUGGCAACCAGGAGAGCAAGCUGAUCAUUCUGGCUAACGGGGGUCCUGAGAGUUUAGUCUUCAUCAUGAGGAACUAUAACUACGAGAAGCUGCUCUGGACCACCAGCAGAGUCCUGAAAGUCCUCUCAGUGUGCCCCAGCAACAAGCCGGCCAUCGUGGACGCAGGUGGUAUGCAAGCUCUUGGCCAGCAUCUAACGGGCUCCAGCCAGCGCCUGGUUCAGAACUGCCUGUGGACGCUGAGGAACCUUUCAGAUGCUGCCACCAAGCAGGAGGGCUUGGACGGUCUUCUGCAAAUCCUGGUGACCCAGCUGGGCUCUGAUGAGCUGAAUAUGCUCACCUGUGCUACAGGAAUCCUCAGUAAUCUGACCUGUAACAACGCGCGGAACAAGGCCCUGGUGUGUCAGAGCGGGGGCGUGGAGGCGCUGAUCCACGCCGUGCUGAGGGCAGGGCAGAAGGAGGACGUGUGCGAGCCGGCCGUCUGCGCCCUGAGACACCUGACCAGCCGACAUGCGCACGCAGAACUGGCUCAGAAUGCUGUGCGGCUGCACUACGGGAUCCCCGCCAUCACCAAGCUGCUGGGACAGCCGUACUAUUGGCCUGUGGUGAAGGCCACUGUGGGACUGAUCCGAAACUUGGCGCUGUGUCCAGCCAAUCAGGCUCCACUGAGGGAGGCGGGCGCCAUCCCCCGAUUGGUCAACCUGCUGCUGAAGGCCCAUCAGGACACGCAGAGACUCGGAUCCAGCGCCCAGCAAACGUACCAGGAUGGAGUGCGUAUGGAGGAGAUUGUAGAAGGCUGUACUGGAGCUUUACACAUCCUUGCCAGAGAUCCAAUUAACAGGGGAGAAAUUUCCAGCAUGCAGACAAUUCCGCUGUUUGUACAGCUGUUGUACUCCUAUGUGGAGAACGUAAAGCGUGUAUCUGCAGGGGUUCUGUGUGAGUUGGCUUUGGAUAAGCAGUCUGCUGAGCUGAUCGAUGCUGAAGGAGCUUCAGCACCACUGAUGGAGCUCCUGCACUCGCCCAAUGAGGGAAUAGCCACCUACGCCGCCGCUGUGCUUUUCCGGAUCUCCGAGGAUAAAAGCUCAGACUACAGGAAGCGUGUUUCAGUGGAGCUCACUCACUCACUGUUCAAACACGACCCGGCUGCAUGGGAAAUGGCUCACAGCGCAAUGCCACUCGACGCAGGAUACAUGCCGGACGAUCUGGACGCUGCAUAUCCUCCGUACGGUUACCCUGACUUGCCCAUGGAUGGCCUCCCUCUGGACCCAGAGAUACAUGAGCAGUUCAUGCCAGAGAUGACCUUUGACUCCCGACAGGUGUACCCAGAGCCACUUUAACGCCACACUGAUGCAGGUCCAGUGGGUGAGCUGGAAGAUGAUUGACAGGUGUGGAGGCGGGGCCCGUGCUCAGGCGACCCGACAGCGUCAUGUUUCCAUGAAACAGGGUCCAGCCUGUGAAGAAACGGAGGCGUAAAAUCCUCCUUAACUUCAGUUCACUACCAGUCUGUGUUUGUGUGACAUGAACUCAAAAGGCUGUUUUUCUUUAUUUGUCCUACUAAAAGAGAAAAGCCUA
Messenger RNA from Pygocentrus nattereri (red-bellied piranha), 2519 nucleotides. It is a transcript of the gene jupb, whose product is annotated as junction plakoglobin b. The record is from RefSeq and is a predicted model, not a curated record. The coding region runs from base 119 to 2284 and encodes 721 amino acids. NCBI's taxonomy places the organism in Eukaryota, Metazoa, Chordata, Actinopteri, Characiformes, Serrasalmidae. The transcript is spliced from 16 exons. Gene Ontology annotation, biological process: cell adhesion; positive regulation of transcription by RNA polymerase II. Gene Ontology annotation, molecular function: transcription coactivator activity; cadherin binding; alpha-catenin binding. Gene Ontology annotation, cellular component: adherens junction; catenin complex.